AUGGUCGGACAAGAGUUCAAUGAUGUGAAAGUCAACGUGAGCGUCAAAGUUGCUACAAUCAUCUGUGGGGUGGGAUUAUUAGCAAUCGCAAUCCAAAAACUUGCUUCCUUUAAUAUCAUCGAUGUACGUGACUUUUUCCUGACACUUUACUAUUUCAUUUUUGCUUUUAUUUCAAUAUGCUCAGAAUUGCCUUACAAAAAGCUUUUGAUGCCUUUUUACUUCUUAAGGUACUGUUUUGGCAAAGGCGCUUUCUUUUUAUUUGUUGCGACUAUAAUUUUUGACUGGCGCUAUUGGUGGUUUAUCCUUAUGGCUGUUCUCUAUUUUAUUACAGCCUGUGGGUAUUUUGUGCUUGCGCUUGGGUUUAAAGAAAAACUUGUAGACAAGACAGAUGAAACUGAAGAGAAAGAAGCUGGGCAGACACUAGAGCAUGCAGGAUUUCAGCCAGUCACGAUUGAUCGUCCACAAGAAGACAAGCCAAAAGAGUAA
Molecule: messenger RNA, 486 nt
Organism: Blepharisma stoltei
Lineage: Eukaryota; Ciliophora; Heterotrichea; Heterotrichida; Blepharismidae
Source: the annotation of a GenBank genome assembly